UCAGAUUAAAAGUGCCUGGCGCGCCGGCGCUGGGGAUGGUUUCCUUCUCUCUUUUUCCCGAAACAACUUUUUCAACAAGUUACUCUUUGCUCUAAAGAAAGGAAAAGCCAUGUCUGCCAGCCUUGUUCUCCGUGGAACCCUUGUCGGUCACGCCGGUGCCGUCACCGCUCUCGCCACCUCGGCCGAGAACCCCGACCUCCUGGUCUCCGCCUCGCGCGACAAGACCCUGUUCGUCUGGAACCUGACCCGCGACGACACCAACUACGGUGUUGCCAAGCGCUCGCUCCACGGCCACAACCACUUUGUCGAGGACGUCGUUAUCUCGUCGGACGGCCAGUACGCUCUGUCGGCCUCGUGGGAUAAGACCCUGCGCCUGUGGGACCUGAACACCGGUGUCACCACCCGCCGCUUCGUUGGCCACACCAAGGAUGUCCUCUCGGUUUCGUUCUCGCCGGACAACCGCCAGAUCAUCUCGGCCUCGCGCGACAAGACCAUCAAGGUCUGGAACACCCUUGGUGAGUGCAAGUACGACAUCACCGAUGAGGGCCACUCCGACUGGGUCUCGUGCGUCCGCUUCUCGCCCAACCCCAACAACCCCCUGAUCGUCUCGUCGGGCUGGGACAAGGCUGUCAAGGUCUGGGAUCUGACCAAGUUCAAGCUGCGCACCAACCACUACGGCCACACCGGCUACGUCAACACCGUCACUGUCUCGCCUGACGGUUCGCUGUGCGCCUCGGGUGGCAAGGACGGCGUCACCAUGCUGUGGGACCUCAACGACGGCAAGCACCUGUACUCGCUGGAGGCCGGCGACAUCAUCAACGCCCUGGUCUUCUCGCCCAACCGCUACUGGCUGUGCGCUGCCACCAGCUCGUGCAUCAAGGUCUGGGACCUCGAGUCCAAGUCCUCGGUCUGCGAGCUCCGCCCCGACUUCGUCGGUGUCGGCAAGAAGUCGAACGACCCCGAGUGCAUCUCGCUCGCCUGGUCCGCUGACGGCAACGUCCUGUUCGCCGGUUACACCGAUAACAUCAUCCGUGUCUGGCAGGUCACCAACAGCCUCUAAAUGCAAGAAGGCUGGACAAACAAGCCGUGUGCGCGUUUGAAUCCGAUGUUCGGCUGGUAAUGUUCUUUCCCGAAUGUGCAGCCCGAAUAAAG
Molecule: messenger RNA, 1152 nt
Organism: Linderina pennispora
Lineage: Eukaryota; Fungi; Kickxellomycota; Kickxellomycetes; Kickxellales; Kickxellaceae
Product: WD40 repeat-like protein
Exons: 3
Coding region: 110-1060 (316 amino acids)
Biological process (GO): positive regulation of protein phosphorylation; rescue of stalled cytosolic ribosome
Cellular component (GO): nucleus; cytosol
Molecular function (GO): protein kinase C binding; translation regulator activity; ribosome binding
Source: RefSeq, a predicted model, not a curated record